AUGCAAAGGAAGUUUGUUCUUUUCUUAUUACAAAUUUUGCUAAAUGUUGCAGUGGUAUUUUCACAGAAAGUUCCAUUAAAAGAUCAUGACACUAGACAAUAUUUUGCAAUCGAAAGUAACCUUACAAGUGAGGAAUUAGUUUCGAAAUUCCCUAACUGGAAAUACGAACAUGAUGUUAGAGGUUUAGAUAACCAUUAUGUUUUUUCGAAAUUAUUUAAUAUGCUUAAUAAAAGAGAGGAUUAUUCUUCUCUAGAAGGUGUAAUAUCAUUCCACGAUUUAAAACCUUAUAGACUAGGUAAAAGGGCUCCUAUUCCGAACCCAAUUCCAGAACCUCCAAUGGAUUCAAGUAUGGUCCCGUUGAAAAAGGCUGAGCAAAUGCUAGAUAUCAAAGAUCCAUUAUUUGAGAGACAAUGGCAUCUUAUUAAUCCAAGUUUCCCUGGACAUGAUGUUAAUGUAACAGGCUUAUGGUAUGAAGGAAUCACUGGUAAAGGUGUCGUUGUUGCCAUUGUAGAUGAUGGUUUAGAUUAUGAAAGUGAAGAUUUGAAGGAUAAUUUUUGCAAAGAAGGUUCUUGGGAUUUUAACGAAAAUCAAAAUUUACCAAAACCAUUAUUAUAUGAUGAUUACCAUGGCACACGUUGUGCUGGUGAAAUCGCCGCUGCAAAGAAUGAAUAUUGUGGUUUAGGUGUUGCAUAUGGUUCAAAAGUUUCUGGUAUUAGAAUUCUAUCCGGUCAAAUAACAGCAGAAGAUGAAGCUGCAUCUUUGGUCUAUGGAUUGGAUGUAAAUGAUAUAUAUUCCUGUUCUUGGGGCCCUCCAGAUGAUGGGAAACACUUACAAGGUCCAAGUGAACUUGUAAAAAAGUCAUUACUAAAAGGUAUCCAAGAAGGUAGAGGUGAGAAGGGUUCGAUCUAUGUUUUUGCAAGUGGUAAUGGUGGUAUGUUCGGUGAUAAUUGUAAUUAUGACGGUUAUACAAAUUCAAUUUAUUCAAUAACAGUCAGUGCUAUUGACCACAAAGGUAUGCAUCCUCCUUAUGCCGAAAGUUGUUCUGCUGUAAUGGUCGUAACUUACUCUUCUGGUUCAGGUGAAUUUAUUCAUUCUACUGACAUCAAUGGCAAAUGUAGUGAUAGACAUAGUGGUACAUCUGCUGCAGCUCCUUUGGCUGCUGGUAUUUAUGCCUUAGUAUUAGAAGCAAAUCCUAAUCUGACUUGGAGAGACAUCCAAUAUUUAUCCAUUUUAGCUGCUGCCGAAGUGGAUAAUGGAGAUGGCGAAUGGCAAGAUGGGGCUUUAAACAAAAGAUAUUCUCACCGUUAUGGUUAUGGUAAAAUAGAUUCAUAUGAGAUUGCCACAAUGGCAAAGACAUGGAAAAACGUUAACCCACAAACCUGGUAUUAUCAUCCAAUUGAAGAGGUAAAUUCUUCUACAAAU
Vanderwaltozyma polyspora DSM 70294 is the source of this 1422-nucleotide messenger RNA. RefSeq names its product kexin KEX2 (gene KEX2). The transcript has a single exon. NCBI's taxonomy places the organism in Eukaryota, Fungi, Ascomycota, Saccharomycetes, Saccharomycetales, Saccharomycetaceae. Gene Ontology annotation, cellular component: trans-Golgi network; Golgi membrane. The annotation marks the transcript as partial. Gene Ontology annotation, biological process: protein processing. The record is from RefSeq and is a predicted model, not a curated record. Gene Ontology annotation, molecular function: serine-type endopeptidase activity.